GCAACGAGGCGGAUGUUGUCGUCUCUGCGGGGGCCCAAACCGGCAAGAUGGCGUCGAGUGGAGGGGAGCUUGGGGGCGUAUUCGACCACCAUGUCCAAAAGGCUGUGUGCGACUCGCGGGCCAAGUAUCGGGAGGGGCGACGGCCUCGCGCUGUCAAGGUAUAUACAGUCAAUUUGGAAUCUCGGUACUUAUUAAUACAAGGAGUUCCUGCAGUGGGAGCGAUGAAGGAAUUAGUUGAGCGAUUUGCUCUAUAUGGUGCAAUUGAACAGUAUAAUGCUCUAGAUGAAUACCCAGCAGAAGACUUUACAGAAGUUUAUCUUAUUAAAUUUCUUAAUUUACAAAGUGCAAGGAUAGCCAAGAGAAAAAUGGAUGAACAAAGUUUCUUUGGUGGAUUGCUUCAUGUGUGCUAUGCUCCAGAAUUUGAGACAGUUGAAGAAACCAGAAAAAAAUUACAAGAGAGGAAUGCUUAUGUAGCAAGAACUACUAAAAAUAAAGAUCAUUACAUGACAAAGAAGCAUAAAGAUACAAAAGAUUUUAGGCAGGACUUCUAUUCGAAGACCUCUGGAUUUCCUGCAGCCUCUUUGAACACAUCUACUGGGAACUCAGAUCUUUGUCUUCCUUAUUCUUGUGAGUUGCCUUUGUGCUAUUUCUCCCCCAAAUGUACAUGUUCAUCAGGAGAACAUGUGGACAGAGCAUCAAACUCCUCUCAGGAUGGUAGAAACCAUGAUGAAACACUGGAGCAUUGUAACCACUAUGACUCUCUGCAGAAAAUGCAGAUGAAAACUUUGAAAAAUUCAUUGGCCUUCCCUGGUGCACAGAAGGCUAUUACUCCUUCAGAGGCAGUUGACAGAUUUAUGCCUAGGACAACACAACUGCAGGAGCGGAAAAGAAGAAGAGAAGAUGAUUGUAAACAUGGAACUCUUCUUGAAGCAAGCACAAGUAGUAAUGAGGUUAUGAUUGGCCCUCAGUUACCAGACAUUCCUAAAGUGGACAUGCAUGAUGACUCAUUGAAUACAACAGCGAAUUUAAUUCGGAAUAAACUUAAAGAGGUAAUUUCAUCUGUGCCAAAGCCUCUAAAGGACAAGCUGGAAUAUGAUGGGGCCGAGAUCUUCAUGGUUGCCCGAACUUCAGUAGUGUGUUGAAGUCCUACAGAGGUAAGUGUCUAGCAAGUAUUUCUUUUCUGAUCCUUUGAAAUUUUCCCUCAACCAGUUUGGCUGCUGGUACUGUACCUUUGCUUCUGGUAAACAUGGUCCAAACACUGCCAACAAAAGUUUAUCUUCUUUCACUGCUUUUUCAAAGUCUGCAAAAGAUACCUUGCCAUCGCUGUCAUAAUCCUAGAGAGGAGAUAAUUCCUUGAUAAAUGAUAGAGUAGUUUUUAAUUUUGCAUGGAAAAUAACUGUCUAGAAUAAAAGAUUUUACGAAGUCAAACUGUAAGUUCACACUUCUGUAGGCACUACUUACACAAAUCAAAAGGUGCUAAUUUAUGGAGGCCACUUACUUUGUUCCUGUUAGUCUAAUAGGCAUACCUGGUAUGAACUGAAUGUUUGUCUCUCCCCACCUCCCAAGUUCAUGUCUUAAAGCUCUAACCCCUGCAAUAUGAUGAUAUUUGGAGGUGGGGGACUUCAGGAGGUAAAUUAGAUUUAGAUGAGGUCAUGAAGGUAGGGCCCCAUCAUGUUAUUAGUGUCUUUGUGAGUAGAGAAAGACCAAAGCUCCCUCUCUCUGCCAUGUGAGGACACAUUGAGGAGGUGGCUGUCAGCAAGGCAGGAAGAGAGCCCUCAGUGAGGAAGUGAAUCUGCUGGCACCUUAAUCUUGGACAUCCCAGUUUCUAGAAUUGUGAGAAAUAAAUUCCAGUUGUCUAAGCCAGCCAGUCUAUGAUAUUUUGUUACAGCAGCCCAAGCAGGCUAAGAUACCUGAAUUACCUUGGACAUAUAAAACCCUGUCCCUGGGGCUUCCCCGGUGGCGCGGUGGUUGGGAAUCUGCCUGCCAACGCAGGGGACACGGGUUCGAGCCCUGGUCCGGGAGGAUCCCACAUGCCGUGGAGCAACUAAGUCUGUGCACCACAGUUACUGAGCCUGGGCUCUAGAGCCCACCAGCCACAACUACUGAGCCCGUGUGUCACAACUGAAGCCCACGUGCCUAGAGCCCGUGCCCCGCAACAAAGAGAGACCACCGCAAUGAGAAACCCGCGUACAACAGUGAAGAGUGGCCCCCGCUCGGCACAACUAGAGAAAGCCAGCGAGCAGCAACGAAGACCCAACGCAGCCAUACAUACAUACAUACAUACAUACAUAAUAAAUAGAUUAAAUACAAAAUUGACAAUAUAUAUUACUAAGUUAAUAACAUGGAAAUCUUACA
Molecule: messenger RNA, 2355 nt
Organism: Physeter macrocephalus (sperm whale)
Lineage: Eukaryota; Metazoa; Chordata; Mammalia; Artiodactyla; Physeteridae
Gene: RBM48
Product: RNA binding motif protein 48
Exons: 6
Coding region: 48-1142 (364 amino acids)
Cellular component (GO): nucleoplasm
Molecular function (GO): nucleic acid binding
Source: RefSeq, a predicted model, not a curated record